AUGUUCGAUAGAAUUCAAAGGAAACAAAACACCCUCUCUCAUGGUAAAAUACCGCAUGGAAUACAAGUCUUCUCCACUGCACUUGCACUUGUUGUCAGAGCUAGAAUUUGCCCACCUGCAUGGUCCACUUUACGACAUCUUUCUCAGAUGCGUACUGUUUCACAAUCUAAUUCUAUCCAGACUGGCUUACAUAUAGAACGGAGAAAGAUCAAUUUUGGGCUCCAUAGGGCUCAUUUUAAGGAACCCGUCUUGAAUGCCGGGCAGACAAAGACAGGACUGCCCCUAAAAUGGGAUGAUUUCAGAGAAACUGAGGCGAGGCAAAGGAAAAGGUAUGGUCUCUAUCAACCCCACACACACUGGACCCUGCCCGUGCUGCCCGUAAAAGAUAAUGAAAGGACAAAGCUGACAUCACUACCUCCUGUAAGCUACGCUGACAGCUCUGUCAGCGAGGCGUCAAUCAUAAAGCAAUGGAUUGCAAAAUGA
This is a messenger RNA of Dovyalis caffra, 483 nucleotides long. The record is from the annotation of a GenBank genome assembly. NCBI's taxonomy places the organism in Eukaryota, Viridiplantae, Streptophyta, Magnoliopsida, Malpighiales, Salicaceae.